Staurois parvus is the source of this 340-nucleotide messenger RNA. Lineage: Eukaryota; Metazoa; Chordata; Amphibia; Anura; Ranidae. The record is from the annotation of a GenBank genome assembly.
AUCAGCUGUGUCCAAUCACAGCUGAUCGCAUCAGUGCCACCUGUCAGUGCCUAUCAAUGCCAUCUGAGUGCUCAUCCGUGCCUCGUCAAUGUUACAUAUGAGUGCCCAUCUGAGCUGCCUUUCAGUGCCAGUCAGUGCCACCUAUCAAUUCUAGUCAGUGCCGCCUAUCAGUGCCACCUAACAGUGACAGUCAGUGCCGCCUAUCAGUGUCAUGUAUCAGUGCUGCCUUUCAGUGCCCAUCAGUGAUGCCUGUCAAUGCCCAUCAGUGCCACCUACCAGUGCCUCCUCAUCAGCGCCCAUCAGUGCCACCUAUCAGUCUCCAUCACUGAAGCCUCAUUAG